AUGCUAUUAUUAUUGCGCUGUCUGCGAGUUGGUAGCUAUGCUCGCACGCUGAAACCAGCUUCUUCGUUGGAGUUCGCCGACGCUAAUCCUGAUCUCGACUGCUGCGAUUUUGGAGACUGGCAGGUCUUCGUUGGCCAUGGUUUGAUGAAUGGGCUCGUAGCUGCUUCGUCCACGUUCAACCAGCCAGAUGGAAAAAUUGAUCAGAUUUAUGGAAUCAAUGAAGAACUGUUAAAUGCAUUCGUGAAGCGAUGUCAAAAGUCAUAA
Molecule: messenger RNA, 264 nt
Organism: Ostertagia ostertagi
Lineage: Eukaryota; Metazoa; Nematoda; Chromadorea; Rhabditida; Trichostrongylidae
Source: the annotation of a GenBank genome assembly